Messenger RNA from Cydia strobilella, 771 nucleotides. RefSeq lists its product as uncharacterized. The record is from RefSeq and is a predicted model, not a curated record. NCBI's taxonomy places the organism in Eukaryota, Metazoa, Arthropoda, Insecta, Lepidoptera, Tortricidae. The transcript has a single exon. The coding region runs from base 78 to 536 and encodes 152 amino acids.
GUCAAAAUGACAACCCCAAUCAAAAUAAUUUUGGCACAAAAUGUCCGCGUAGUAUCACAAACGAAAUUGUUAUCAUAAUGGAGAGAUCGGGUUUGUCUCCCCACAAAUCAUAUCUUUGGAGCUGCCUAACUCUGCAAGAAGACUGCCCGUUUCUCUCAUCCACCUGCCCCACACUGUUUUAUUUUGGAGUCGGUUUAUUCUUACUGUAUGCCAUAUACUUGUUGAUUGUUGUACUCGACUACAAGUUCCACUCGCAUGUAGAUGAAAUGCAACAGCAGAUUGAUUAUUACUUGAGUUUGAUAACGAAGAAAGUGAAGUUAGUGCAGAGGGAUGAGGGUCGGCUGAUGAACAUGCAAGAGAGGACAGAGAAGCAGCUGAUGAAGGGUCGGCAGGGUGUACGGAUGCUGGAGGCACUCCGUGACGCGGUCGCUCGAGACGACAUGGUUCAACUCCAAAAACUCGUACGUCUCGCUGAAAAAAAAGCCAACGACGAACAGCGCAAUAACUUCUCAAGAAUUCCUAAAGAAAAAUCAUAGAACAUAUUCGGAACAAUUUAUCAUUUUUAUCAUGAAUGUUUAGCAAGUGUGAGAGAACAAAAUCGAUCAUAAAACAACCCUAGCUAGCGGUGGAACCCCUCGGGCAUUUCCGCUUGCAACUGGCAGACACUUCGACGGAAAGAUAUACAGACUGCGAAGCUCCUUCAGGUAAUACAUGUAUAAAACAUAACCUAAUGGAAAUCACUAAAACUAUGCGGUCAGUUUAAUAAAAGUU